Molecule: messenger RNA, 11581 nt
Organism: Linepithema humile (Argentine ant)
Lineage: Eukaryota; Metazoa; Arthropoda; Insecta; Hymenoptera; Formicidae
Source: RefSeq, a predicted model, not a curated record
CACGAGCUGUUGUAGCGGGAGAAAAAAUUCCAAAAUCUGCGCAACUUUUAUCAAAAUGAAAAUGUAUCACGCUCGAAAAUGUGAUUUUACUUGCGUCGUGAAAUCUUAUCGAUCGAGAAUGUGCAGAAAAUGGCGACACGGUCGGAUUGCGUUAGCGAGUGUCCUCUGACGUGACUUGGUGUACUAAGGUUAGAUUCUUGUGUGUGGUUUACAGGUAACAGCCGGGUGUACGUUGCGUACAAAGACACAAAAGGAACCGAGAGACGGAGGUGUCUCGCCUACUCGUUCGACGCAAAUGCUCGCAAUUCCCGACGAAUCUGCCAUCAACUUUUUUUUUCGUCAGAUACCGCUGUGCUCGUUGCUUCGAAAUUUUGGUUAGAAUUGAGUUUUUUUCGAAAACGCGACGCGUGCAUGUCGCCACCUAUCGCAUAUGCCUGUAUAAUAGAUACGACGGGAAGUUACGGCGAAAGUGAUUGGCGUUCGCAGGCAUCUCGGUUGAAUUGGAUAAUCGGGGGAAAUCGAUCGCGUGCGUCCUGUAACGCGCAUUAAAAGCGAGAUCGGCUGUGUUUUGAGUGAUCAUCGAGUCGUCGAGUGUGAAAAGGACGCGGCGCGACGACGAUUUGGCCAUUUUCGGUAGAGUAGCUGGUCGACGAGCGGCCGACAUGGCGGAUCACCGAUGAGCCAAUCGCGGAGCCGCUCUCUCGGGCAGCUCCGCCAUUCAACGACGACGACUCCGUUCGUCGCGCAGCUAGUGACCCCCCUCUGGCGUAGUUCGCGUCAUUCGCCGUCGCCGAUCUCGCUAUCGAAUUUGGCGAGGAUUUUUUUCGCGGUACGCGGUGCGGCGAACGAGAAACUGUGCACGGGCGUGCUGACGAGCAGUGAGCGCGGCAGCGUGUAUACGACCGAGAUUUGCGUCGCGCCGCGGCGAUUGUUUUUGGUCACGUGACCGCGCGGAACGACGGUGUGCCGUGAGAAAUGGCGCAAAGAUCAGAGUGCAUCAGACAUCAUGGAUGGAUCCAGUUCGUUGCCGCGGGGAUGUCACUUGUGUUUGUUUACAAGCGCGCGGACACGCGCGCCACGUGUUGAGUGAGCAGGCAAGACACGGAGCGGAGAGAGGAGAGGAGAGAAGAAACGAAAAAGAGGAGGAGGUGAUAAGCGGAAGGUAGACAAUCAGGCGUGUAAAUCCAAACGGCGAUUCCUCGGAACACGGCGAGGCCCGUUUCCAAAAAGAAGACUGUUAACCGCCUGAGCGACUAUCGCAACGAUCACGGUAACGAGCGAGUAACAAUGACGGGUAGAGGUUCGAAGAGGCGAGGGCGUCCGCCCAAGUCCGUGGUGAUGGAGCGUCCAAAGAAAUUUCAGUAUCAUCUAAUGAAAAAGCCUAAGUAUUUGCAGAACCGAACUGCGACGGGGACACUCGUCGGCGGCACCGAGACGCCGGGCUCGCAGCCGAGCACGCCGACAGCAUCGCGGCCGACGUCACCGUCGGUCGAGAGCGAGGAGAGCAGCAAGCGCAGCACUAGGAAUCAACGAAACAAAUCGCGGGGUGCGCGCGACAGGCACUCCCGCAAGGGCGGUCAUUCCGGACCCGGGGGAGGCGCCUAUCAGCGUCGCGGCUACAAUCCCAAUGUGGACUAUCACGAUUCCGAGUACCAUUAUGGCUCAGAUUUUGGCGACGAGUCGAGCGAGAAGAGCGAGGUGGAGGAGGAUCCCAUUCAGAGUGAUGUGGAUACCUCUGAGAGUAUAGAGGAACCGGAUCCUUCGAGCGACAGCGACUUUUCACUUUCCAGUUAUAGUACCACCAGUGGCACACCCAGGAAAAUGUUGCUCGGUCAGCAGCGGCCGCCAAGUCCUGAACCGUUAUGGCUACAGAGCAGAGAAUUGCCAUCGUUAGUAUUACCCAAGUCUUCAGACGACUUGUUGGUUCCUAAGGAGCUGGUUAUGCCCUCGCUUUCUGUCUAUGAGGUGCUCAGGCACUUUCGUAGCUUGGUACGCCUCUCAUCCUUCAGAUUCGAGGACUUUUGCGCCGCUCUCAUGUGCGAAGAUCAGACAAACUUGUUGGCGGAGAUCCACAUCAUGCUGAUUAAGGCACUACUGAGAGAGGAGGACUCGCAGCAGACGCAUUUCGGUCCGUUGGACCAGAAGGACUCGGUGAACGUUAGCCUGUAUUUCGUGGACUCUAUGACAUGGCCUGAAGUGUUACGUUCUUACGUAGAAAGCGACAAGGGCUAUGAUCAAAAUAUUUUACAGAUAUUAGCCACAACUGAAUAUCCUUUUACUGCCAUUGAGGAUAGAAUCAAGGUUCUACAAUUUUUAACAGAUCAGUUUCUUAUUACGAAUCCUGUGAGGGAGGACUUGUUGCAUGAAGGAAAUAUGCAUUAUGACGAUCACUGCAGAGUAUGCCAUCGGCUAGGAGACUUGUUGUGUUGUGAGACUUGUCCAGCUGUAUUUCAUUUGGAAUGUGUGGAACCGCCGUUGGUUGAUGUUCCUACUGAAGAUUGGCAAUGUAGCACGUGUAAAGCUCACAAAGUAACUGGUGUCGUAGAUUGUAUUCCCGACGUGGAGAAGAAUGGAUCGCUGUGCAGACAAGAGCACUUGGGAUUUGACAGACACGGCAGAAAGUACUGGUUUCUGGCGAGAAGGGUUUUCGUUGAAAACGAAGAUGGUGAAGUGUGGUAUUACAGUACGCCGUUGCAGCUAGAAGAACUAAUGCUUGCCUUAGAUCAGAACGAAAUGGAAGUAGCGCUUUAUCGCGAAUUGUCAGAUUACAAAGACGAAAUAGUCCGUCAAAUGGAGCUCACGGAAUCUAUCACUAAUCAAUUCAAGGGAAACAAGAAAUCGUACUUGGAAGUAGAAAACAGCCUUAUUCAAAAGGUACAAAAGGAACGACAGGAGAAGCAGGAGAAGGAAGAGGAAGAAAAGAAGGAGAAGCAGAGGCAGGAGGCGGAGGAGAUGAUACGCAGAAUGCACGAGGGCACAGACUCUCUCGAAGAACGUAUGGCGGUUACGACGGAGGGUGAAGCUAAAAUAUCCAGCGAGGAGUCAACUCCGGCUAUGCAGGUGCCCGAGGUGGUCGGCGAAACCGUUGAGGUCGACGCCGACGCCUCGUUGACUGCUAUGGAUAAAAACACGAAAACCAGCGCUUCUACAUCAUCGUCCGAGGACGUUGACGAAGAGACGUUGGAAGAAGAGGAGAAAAUUGGCAAGGACGGCAAGAAACAUACCAUCGUGACGAGAUCGAAAACCGGCUCGCUCCAACCGCGGACCUUCAACAUGGACGACCUGAAGAGGCGCAGCACGGCGCCGCUGUCGAAGGAGGAGCUGGAGAAGCUGGACAAGAGUCUGAAGGACACCGAGGGCGACGGCACCAGACUAACGCGUCAGAAAGCGCAUCAAAUCGCGUCCGGCACGCACUUGUUCAAGCUCGGCAUGGAUAACAACUUCAAGUCGUACGUGAAUCAGUACAGCACGAAUCCCGUCGCGCUGAACAAGACGCAGCGGAACGAGGAGCGCGACAAGAAGCGCCACUUGUCGCACAAGUUCUCGCUCACGCAGGUGUCGGAGUUCAAGUGGGUGGGCAGUCUAACGGGCACCCGCGCCCUGCUGGUCAGCACGCUGCGCCAGACGAUUCUGCAGCUGGAGAGCAACAUCCAGGCGCCGUUCAUGCACACGAACUGGCCGCUGCUGCGGAAGCCGUGGACCACGGCGGUGGGCGCCUGCGUGAACCCGCGCGACUUCGCGCGCACUCUCAUCGUUCUGCAGGCGUGCAUCAAGUCCGUGGUGUUCGCCAGCGUGUGGCACGAUCAGCUCGGCCACGUGAAGCUGCAGCGGGUGACCGCGCUCGAGCGCGAGGAGAAGAAGCGGCAGGACAAGAAGGAGAAGAAGGAGAAGGAGGACGAGGAGGAGCGCAAUCGGCUCUUCAACUUCGUCAAGUACACCCUCGGUCUGAAGCAUCAGGUGUGGAAGCAGAAGGGCGAGGAGUACCGGGUGCACGGCCAGGGUGGCUGGCUCUGGGUGUCGGCUAGCCGCCGCUACCGAUUCUCGGAGAUGGCGAAGCUGGGCCUGCGCGCCGGUCCGCAGAAAAUCAUGGUGCAGAUCAGGGAUCAGGGUGGUCUGAAGAUCCUCGCGGUCGAUCCGCCCACUUACGAGUUCCUCGUUAAGGAAUACUGCGUGGACAAAACGGAGAACGGCAUCGUGAAGCAGGAAGUGAAGGAGGAGAACGCGGAGAACGACGCGAUUAAGCAGGAGUGCAAAGUGGAGAAUGUGAAGAAGGAGACUGCGGCCGACGGCGAGGCAACUGGCGUCGAUUCUUCCUCGUCGGCAAAAUCAGAGUCCCAGACUGUCAAACAGGAAACGAAAAUGAAUCUGUCAUUUUUAGCCGGCAUGAAAAUUGAGAAAGUUUUCACACCGAUUACUGAAUUUGAAGAGAUCGACAUCACCAAGGCGUUAAUCACUCCUGGAAGAUUGCAUUAUCCUAAAAUUGCAAAGAAGACAAGAAUCGAUGAUUUUCUGGCACGCAGGACACAUUUGAAGCUGUUGGAAGAAAGAAGAUUGCUGCAGUCUGAGAAGUUGAAAGAACCGGCGAGUCAGACGGCAAAUCAAAAAGGUGGCGAUGGAGAUUCCUCGGAGAUGGACAUCGAGAAUCACGAAGAGAAUGAUGCAGAUGGGAAUGGCGCUGUCGGCGGCGGCGGAGACGGCUCUCUGCAGGCUCUGCUGUCGUCGUCCGUCGGCAAGCAGCAGCAAGCGUGCAAAACGGGAACUGUGUCCGCGUCGACGAAGGAAAUGUUGGUGUCAGUCGGCAAACGUAUCCAGCAGACGCGGAAGCAGUACGCGGAUCUUCUCAAGUUCUGCAAGAACGGUGGCUGUUACUCGCGCUACUGUAACGCGACCAACGUCGGCAACAAGAACAACAUCGUGCACAUCGUCGCCGCGCAGACCUCCGAAACCUGCUACUCGCCGCUGUGCAUGAAGAAAAUGCGCCUGAAGCGCGAGCUCAUCGUGCUGAUGCGUAAAGCGAACGCGCUCAACAACCACCAGUCCUUCUCCGUCUCGUCUUCGCCGCAGGCGAGCGUGAAAACCGAGGUCCUGGACGAGUCGAAGGACGCGAUCAGGCGGGACUUGGAAUCGGCAGUGGCGUCGGCGACCCACUGCAACGAGGAGGCGACGGCGACGAACGUGACCAAGUCGAAGGACACCGCUGCCUCCUCGCCACCCGCGAAGAAGAUCAAGCUCGAGAACGAGAAGACGGAGACGAGCGCGGACGUGACGACCGUGACGACGAGCAACGUCGUCACGACGACGACGACAAUCACGACGACUCAGCAGACGGUACAGAGCGCGGCGGGUGGCGCGGCGCAGGGACACUCCACCGUUAAUCGCAAUUCCGUGACCGUCUCGUCGUCGUCCGAAGUCACGACCACGACGACGAACAAGAGCGGCGCGAAGACGGUGAUGAUUGUGAACCGUAGAGGAAGAACGGUGCAGCGUAGCGCGGUCACCAAAGAGCUGCACGCCGACGGCAGCGAGCGUAUUUACACGGCGACGUCGACGGAGGGCAAGGUGUAUCUGAAGAAGGUCGCCAUCUCGCUGGCGGAUCGCAGAAAGAAACGCACGCCGGUCAAGUAUCCUCUCUGCUCGACCUUCUGCACGAAGAACAAGCACCGCAGCAUAUUGGUGCUGCCGCAACACGAGCUGAGGAAGCUGUCUCGCGUCGGCGGCAAGAUACCCGUGCAGGGAUUCCAUCAUCAGGCCAAGGCGAAUCUCUCGGUGUGGCCGUAUCCGUGUCCGCGGCCUCUGUUCAAAACGUGCUGGUUGUACAGAACUGUCGGCCUAAAAUCACUGGCCGCGGCGGCGAUUCAGCUUAGAAUACUCUGGGGAUGUCUAAGGUGGGACGACAUGGCGGCCAAGCCGAUGUCCACCGAUGGCAAGAAUCAGAUCACCACCGACACCGAGAUCAUGUCGCUGGAGAUACUGAAGCACCGCCAUGUCGGGCAGUUCCUCGACAGAACGCAGUACUUGCGCAGGAAGGUCGUUAUACCUCUCGAGCUUCCGAAACAAGUCAGAGAGGUGACGUCCAUAAGAAGCGGUUUGAGGAAACGAAAGCGUCCGGAAUCUCCGCAGAGCACCGAGCCACAGGUGACCGAAGAAUGGGUCGACGAGGACAAGCUGGAGCUCUGGGAGAUCAAGCAAUACGGAGACAGGUUAGAGAAGGCUAAUGCCCAGAUUAUUACUAGGAGUCGUUCAGGAGUGCCGCAGUCGGUGGUUGUUAGCGGCAACAAAACCGGCGCCGCCAGCGGCACGGCCGGUCUGGCUGGCGAGCAGCUCGUGAUCGGCAAAGCGACACCGGAAGAGAUCAAGGAGAAGAUGGAGCAGCAGCUGCGCAUGCAGCGAGCGGCCCAUCAGCAGAAGCGUGCCCUGGAAACUCUCAAGAGCCAGCCGGCGAACUCGACGUCGCCCGCCACGCAACUCGUCAAAGUCACAGCUAAUUCCUCUCACGACGGCACAGUUAAAUUAGUUUCGAAGGUCGCGAUUCCGGCAAAUCCGAAUAGCACCAAGUCGCAACUGACGUCUCUCUUGACGACGCCCACGCAGAACAAGACUUUCCUUGGUACACGGCGAAUUUACAUGACGAAAUCAGCCGACGGAACCACUAAAGUAGUGACCGGUCCUACCAGCAUCUUGCCGAAGACGUCGCAACCCCAAGCGGUGAAUCAGCAAUCUCUGAUCAGAGUCACGCAAGCAGGCACCAACACGCCUGUGCAAGUGCAGCAAAGAGUGCAAAUUCUCAGAGGGCCGGACGGAAAGUUGCAGGUCCGCGGCUUGUUGCCCGGCCAGCAGUUGGUUCAGAUGCCCGACGGGAAGCUGCACGUGCUGAACGUAAGCCAAACAGUGGGCACUCCGCUUGCGCAAUGCGUGCAAUCGAAUUCGACGACGUCUACGGUCACUUCGCAGACGAAGACUGCGACCACUGCUAGCCCGGCCAAAGCGGCGACUUCCGAGAGUGCGACUGCGACUAAAACCAACACGAGUCCUAAAGUGAAUUCGACGGCGCAACAGGCGCAAUCGCCGCAGGUCGUUCAGCGCGUGAAAGCCACGACUGUGACUCUGGCCGCGGCCACGCCGACCCAAGCGACGAAGAACACGAUCGUGGUUGCCAACACGGGACAGGCAGCACAGGUAAUAUCUUCGGGCGCACAAGUGAUAAGCGGCAAUCAGAUAGUCGUCACGAAUGCAAAUUUGGCGCAACAAUUGGCGACGGGCAAGGCGCAAUUGACAACGAUUGGAGGCCAUCAAGUGGUGAUACGUAGCACACCCACUGGAAAUCAAAUUGUGCAGCUGAAUUCGACGAACAGCGGUAUAAUUGUGAAGGGCACCGUCGCCACCAGCAAGCCGCAGCAGGUGUUGCAAGCUACGCAAACCACGACGAUUGCGGCCGCUGGCACGAACGCGACGACCACCACGGCGACCACCUCCACCGCGUCGACGGUGACGACCAGUCAGAGCCCCGCUGUGGCGCCCGCCCCCGGCAGCAUCGAAGCUUCCUUGCUGGCGGGACAACCGCCCGGCACGGUGAUUAAGUGCGUCACGGCGCAGGUGAUUCAGACGACCGAAGGUCCGCGAAUUGUGCUGCAAGGUCUCCAAGGCGCGGAUUUCACGGCGCAACAGUUGAGCAUGGUGCAGGCGCAGGUGAAGCAGCAGCUUCUCAAAGCGCAUGCGACGACCGGCAAGCAAGGCGUGUUGGGUCCCACGAAAAUUUAUUUAGCCGUUCAACCGGCACAGCCGUCUAACAAUCAGCAGCAGCAGCAGCAGCAGCAGCCUCAGCCUCAGCCUCAGGCUCAGGCUCAGACUCAGACUUCGCAGGCUUCGUCGACAGCGAGCACUCCUGUCGCGUCGACUCCGAAGCAGCAACAAUCCACAGUUUCUCCACCGCCUGCUGCUGAACCACAAGGAGCCACCGAAAGCAUUCCAGAACUUCCACAAACAGUAACAGCAAAAUCAGCGGAGAAGCCGAAAGUGGUCGUUCAGCACGUGGGACGCGUCGCGAAUGCGACCGAGGAUGACAGCCAGAAGGCAAAUAUAGCCAACGGCCAGCAACCUUCGUCACAGCCUCUGCAAGAGGAAAGCGACUCGGCGCCGAAUAAAUUUGUAUUAACGCCGGACUACAUUCAACAAACAAUUAAAAUUGCCUUGAAACAAGAAAACCUCAAUCCGGAGAUAGAAGAGAAGUUGUUGCAGUUGCAACGUUACCAAGAGAAGCAGAUGAAAGGCGGCGUAGAGAACUCGAUGACCAGCAAUCAAACGCACCACAACUCGCCCGUGGUGACGACGCCGCGUCCGCCAUCGCGCAAACGACCGGCACCAACGUCGAACAUUCCAACGGCGGCGGCGAUGACGACGCCGACAAGCGUACAAGCGUCUGGUGGCAGCGAAGAUAAAGAUGACAAAGAUUGGAUAGAAACGCCUAGAAAGAGACCUGCGCUGAAGCAAGAAAAUCGCGAAACGACCCCAAAAGUACAAAAGCUAUCAGAAACAUUAGAUAAUGAGACAUCGCCCAACAAGAAUCGAUCUGCAAAAUUAAAAGACAGUCAAGAGCAACGAAGAAAGCAACAAGUUCACUCACGGAUGCAGGUUUUAUUGUUCCGGCAUAAAGAGCUUCUUAAAAAAGAUAUUCUUAAGAAGAGAGCCUUGCUCGAGAAAGAACUUCAAAUUGAUAUACAGAAGGACUUGUCAGCGGAACUUGCCACGAGGACGAAAGCAGAGAGACACAAGCAGGACGAGGUGAAGGUAGGCAGCGCCAAGCGAAAGGCCAAUGCGCAAGCGACGCAACAGGUUAGCCCAUCCCGCAGUGGUGGCGGCAGCAGGCCGAAGAAGCACAAAGCUCAAGGAAACAGCGCGACACCACCGAGCGGCUCGGCAGCAGCUGCGACUCGUAUGAAGAAAGAGAAGCUGUACUGCUUGUGCAGAACUCCCUACGAUGAGACUAAAUUUUAUGUGGGAUGCGACUUAUGCAACAAUUGGUUCCACGGUGACUGCGUGGGCAUCACGGAAGAAAUGAGCAAGUCUUUGUCAGAAUUUGUUUGUACUGAAUGCAGACAUGCAAGAGAUACGCAGGAACUGUACUGUUUGUGCAAACAGCCUUACGAUGAAUCUCAGUUUUACAUAUGCUGUGACAAAUGCCAAGAUUGGUUUCACGGUCGAUGCGUUGGCAUUCUUCAAUCGGAGGCCGACAACAUCGACGAAUACGUCUGUCCAAAUUGCCAGCGAAAUUCUUCUGUCAACUUCGCCAAUAUGAAAAACCUCAACGCGAAGGAUCUCGAUCUGCUGAAAAAAUUAAUCAAGCAGAUACAGGGUCAUAAAAGCGCAUGGCCGUUCAUGGAACCAGUGGAUCCCAACGAAGCGCCAGAUUAUUACAAAGUAAUAAAAGAACCAAUGGACUUGCAGACCAUCGAAUUGAGGAUAAACGAUCGGUCCUACAAGAAAUUGAGCGAGUUUAUCGGCGACAUGACAAAGAUAUUCGACAAUUGUCGCUAUUACAACCCGAAGGAGUCGCCGUUCUUCAAGUGCGCAGAGUCUCUGGAGACGUAUUUCGUCCACAAAAUCAAGAGUCUGAGGGAGAAGUUUUCCGAGGGGAAGUAAAUCAAUCAAAAAACACCGAUGUAGCCGUAUGUCAAAUCGAAUUGAAUCGAAGUGGUAGUGCAGUAAAAAUUUAUUUAAAGCAGUGUGUUUCUCACGGAAAAAAAACGGAGAACAAUUUGUGCCAGUAUACAUAGGAAAAAAAAAUUGAAACUCUCAGAGUAGACUUAAGUGUGUAAAAGUAGAGAACGCACCGGUCUCCGCUAUUUAUUAUAAUUGUGUGAACAUUCUCCUCUUAUAAAAUCACCCCCCCUUUUCCCUUUGCAAUUUGCGAAUUCUAAGUUCCGCAUUGAGUGCUGUACGCAGUGUGAAUUUUGGACCAGAACUUAUAGCUCAUGCUGUGCCGCCGUUGUUAGUUUUAUUCGUAACGAUGGACUUUUGCUGUCUAUUGCUAAGUGAAAAAAAAAGAGAAAAGCCAUAUAGUACGAUUAACAUUUAUUUUUUUAAUAAUUAUAUGAAAUAUAAUUAUAUAAGAUAAUCUUUCUUUAGUUUUUCACCGGAAAUCUCUAUCAUUUUUUAUUUCCCACGUGUGGAAACAUACAGGAUUUGAUAAAUAGUGAGAUCCGCUUUAUCAUCUAUUUGUACUCUCCGCGAUAUUUUAAAUACUCUCUAUACAAUUUCCCCCUCGAAUAAAUGCAAAUAAUAUACAGUUGAAGAAGAUGAUGCAUACACAAAAAUGUGUACACAAGGUCACAAGUAUUCAUGUACAUUGUGUAAACGUAUUAAAAUUGCAUCUAAAGCGGAUCUUACGAAAUAUGGAUUCAAUCUGGAAUUAUUUUUUUGUAUUUUUUAUAAAAAAAAAAAAGAUAGGGAAAAAACAUUAUAAAGAGGAAUGAUAUAAGUUUGUAAUAUAUUGCGCCCAUUUUAUGUAAGAAAUAUUUAAAUCGGUCUUUAUUGAUUUUACAGAUUUAUCUCACUUUUGCGAAUAAUGAAAACAUUGCGUAAGAUUCAGUUUAGUAUGCAUCUAAAGUAGAUUGUAUUAGAUUAUUUAUCUUUAAUAUAGAACUUUAUUGAUAUGAACAAAUCUACCACGCAGAUGUGUAUCGUGUGAAAUGCGUGAGUCUCGUAAAGCCGCCGAUGCGAAGAAACGAAUGAUUGGUAUAUGAAAUUAAUAUUAUAUACUAAUCUAAAGUCGAUCGAGGAAGAACGCAAGCUCUCGAGUGCGUAAACUUCCCGAUUCCAAAUCUCAAUUGGAGGACUCGAUCCGUACACGCUGAUAUUUCGUCUACGAAAAAAAAAUCGCAAUAGAUUAGUUUGAUUUACGUUUUUACACUGAACUCACAGUUAACUCUGUAUAUAUAUGCAAAACACAAACAUACUUCAAACAGAAUUUCGUGCGCGAACGCCCACGUUCGUUUUGAAUUCGCGCAAUAGUUGUAAGUUGUGGUUCAGAAUUUGUGCGAUAUUCAUCACGUUAUGCUAUUAUUUAUGAUUGUACAUAUAAUGCGCGACCACGUUUUCUCGAAAGUGAACUCUCGGUGCACGAUACAAAAAGGAAAACGAGAAACGGUUGACCAUCCGAGGAACAUAUUUGAGACUCCAAGAAAAAUGCUACUACCACUACUACUUUAUGGUAUACCUGAUAAGAAAAAAAGGGGAAAGAAUAACAUUUCUGUCACUAUAUAGCUGUAAGAUUAUUUUUUAGAAUUACACGCAUAAUAAAUUGUACAAAUUCGUUUAUCGUCUCAUGCUCACACAGGUUAGCGAUUACGAUUCUAUUUACUUAUGCGUUGUUUUAAUCACAUAAAUAAAUUUUCUAUGAAAUUGUUUAUAAUUGAUGACUCACAUUUAGACGCUUAGAUUGUAAGAAACAAAGCAGAAGAGAUCUGCUAUGUAUAUAUACACAACAUACACGACUACAACAGAGAAAGGAGAUUUAUCUGGAAGAGAAAAUUGUAGAUUUUUUUGAUUUCUAAGCAAGGAGAAAAUAAAAAACGAAUGAAAAGUA